CAGCAUUGGUAUCCUUUGGGAGCUUUCUAGAAAUGCAGAAUCUCAAGCCUCGCUCAGAACUUGCUGAAUCGGAAUCUGCAUUCUAUCAAGAUGCCUGGGAAUUGUGCAUGCACAUUGAAGUCUGAGAAGUGCUGCUUUGUCUCAUUUUGAGUCUCACAUUGACCCUAUGAGGGAAGCAGGGUGUUUAACAGAUAAGGAAACCAGGAAGCCAAGACUGAGUUGUUAAGUAACUAAGUCAGGGUUAUGGUGCUAGUGUCUCACCCAGAACUCUAAGCCUAGUGCUGUCUUCUUGGUUGGGCUGGAGCCAGCCUCAUGUGGUAAAGACUGACUGUUAGCUGCCCAGCAGCCCACUGGCUUAGGUGUGGCUGUGUGACUGAGUUCUAGCCAGCAGAACGCGAGUGGAAGUGGAAAAGUGUUGUGAUCCACUUGUAGGAAAAGAACACGAAGAGAGAGCGCCGUGUGAGUUCUUCCAUGCUGUUUUUCACUCCUAGCUGGCUGGAAUGGAGAAGACGCCUUUGGGCAAGCUUGGAAAUUGUUUUAUAGAUGGCAGGACUUUUGUCAGCCUGGGUGCCCGGAUCAGUGCAUCAGGGAGGGCCACCCCACCAACUGACUUGUCCAUCUGUCGAUUGGUGAUCAGUUGGUCAUAGUCCAACAUGCAGAAGUGAGUGAGUGGUGAAAAGCGGCAGAGCUGAUGGGUUGUGAGGAUGUAAGUGCGUUCGAAGGCUCUCACACCCUCUACUCCAGGACAGAAUCAUGAAUAAACUGGAGGACAAGAAGGACCAGAUGAUACCAUGAAGAGAAGUUUACAGGCCCUCUAUUGUCAACUGUUAAGCUUUCUCCUGAUCUUGGCACUGACUGAAGCGCUGGUAUUUGCCACCCAGGAACCAUCUCCCAAGGAAUCUCUUCAGGUCCUCCCCUCAGGCACCACCCCAAGCACCAUGGUGACAGCACUGCUCAGCUCUACCAGACACUCAUCUGUGGUGGCUGCCCCUGCCUCCGUGGUGACACCGACCCCCUAUCCCGAUGGACCCUCCUCACAGGCCGAAGCUCCCAUGGCAACGGCAACACCCCAUCCAGAUGGACACCCUCCUACAAACACCGUCUCCACCAUCAUGGUGACGGCAGCCACCCCCCAUUCUGAAGGCCCCCUGCCCACACAGCCCCUUCUUGCUGCCAUGGCAACCACAUCCUCUCACUCAGAGGGCCGUCCUCCGGGGGAGGCUGCACCCUCCAUUCUGCUGACAAAGCCAACGGGAGCCACCAGCCGCCCCACCACAGCACCCACCCGGGCUACCACGCGCAGGCCCCCCAGGCCCCCAGGCUCCUCCCGAAGGGGGGCCGGUAGUUCAUCACGCCCUGUCCCACCUGCACCCGGUGGCUACUCUGGGAGGAAGGAAGGCCAGCGGGGAAGAAAUCACAGCUCCACACAUCUGGGGCAGAAGCGGCCCCUGGGGAAAAUCUUUCAGAUCUACAAAGGCAACUUCACAGGGUCUGUGGAGCCUGAGUCCUCCACCCUCACCCCUAGGAACCCACUGUGGGAUUACUUGUCCUCACCACAGACCCAGACAGUGGCCGCAACGGCGGCGCCCAGCAAGACCUCGUGGGGACUACCCACUGACCCCCCAGUGCCUGCAGAGGACAAACCAGGCCUUAGCAGAGCAGACCAGGGGGGUGGUUCCACCUUCACCAGCCAAGGAGGGGAGCUGAAUGCCACAGCAACCUCAGGUGCCCCUGCCAGUCCACAACCUGCCCCAGUGCCUUCUCAGCGCCCCCACAGUGACCUGCAGGACAGCCCCAGCCACAGUGACUCCUGGCUUACUGUCACCCCUCGUACCAGCAGACCUAUGUCUGCCAGCUCUGGGGUCUUUACGGCCGCCACGGGGCCCACCCAGGCUGCCUUCGAUGCCAGUGUCUCAGCCCCUUCCAAGGGGAUUCCUCAGGGAACAUCCUCAACCCCACAGGCCCCAGCCCGCCCCCCCAGGGUCUCAGAAAGCACUGUUUCCCGAACCGAGGAGAAGGCUGUGGCUACCCCCUCCAUGCCCGACAGGGUGCCCAGUCCUCUCUCCACAGUGGUGUCUACGGCCACGGGAAACUUCCUCAACCGCCUGGUCCCUGCUGGGACCUGGAAGCCUGGAACAGCAGCGAACAUCUCCCAUGUGGCCGAAGGGGACAAACCUCAGCACAGAGCCACUAUCUGCCUGAGCAAGAUGGACAUUGCCUGGGUGAUCCUGGCCAUCAGCGUGCCCAUCUCCUCCUGCUCCGUCUUGCUGACAGUGUGCUGCCUGAGGAGGAAGAAGAAGACGGCCAACCCAGAGAACAACCUGAGCUACUGGAACAACGCCAUCACCAUGGACUACUUCAGCAAGCACGCCGUGGAGUUACCACGGGAGAUCCAGUCCCUCGGAACCUCUGAGGACCAGCUCUCGGAGCCCCGCUCCCCAGCCAAUGGCGACUACAGAGACACCGGGAUGGUCCUUGUUAACCCUUUCUGCCAAGAAACGCUGUUUGUGGGAAACGACCAAGUCUCGGAGAUCUGACGGCAGCAGCCCCGCUUUGCCGGUCCCUACCUUCCGUCUCUAAAUUAUAAAUAUACACAUAUAUAUUAUAAAUAUAAUCUUUGUGUAACCCUGACUUAAUGAGAAACAUUUUCAGCUUUUUUUUUCCUAAGAAUUGUCAACAUCUUUUUUAUAAGUGUGGUUUAAAAAACAAAAAACUUUACAGAACGAUCCGUGGCUUUAUAAAAUAAAGUAUUUCUAAGCAAAGCAGUUGCAUUGAUUGCUUCUCUUAAUACCUGUCCUUGAGCACGUGGGGGGCCCAGCAGCCCCGGGCAGGUGAGCGGAGAGACUGACCAGUAGAAGUGGAAUGUUCAGGUGGUCAAGUGCACGGCCCUUGAGUGCUGCUUAAAGCUCUGGUGCCUCUUGAUUCGGUGUCACCCCAUUUCCUCGCCCCUCGUAUGCGCACCAGUGAGGGGAACUGGGCCGGCUGGGGAGAUGGCAGACUCAUACAGGACGAGGGGACAGCUCAUCACCGCAGAGGAUGAGUAACCUCCCAACGGCACCACUGGCUGUCUAGUGUAAUUCCACCCGAGUUACAGACAGCGGGCGGGAGCACGCGGCCCUCAGGAACCCACGAGGACAUGAGGCGUCCUGAGGCUGCGUCCCCUAAUGUCACGACAGGGAGCUUCCGCUGUGCUAACAGGACUGCCUUUCCUUGGUGAAAAAAGACUCCCCUUGAAGCACAUUCCUGCCUCCUCUCCGACACCCACAUCUGCGUUAAGCGUGCCUUCCUUGAGAGGUUUAGACACGGAUCCGGCCCUGGAGCUGGAGGAUGCUUGCCUUUCUUCGAGAAGCAAAUGUUUACUGGGGUUCAGCUAUGUUUUCCCAACAGGCCAUCGCAAUGUGCCCCUGAGGAACGUGUUUAUAUAGAAGCCUUGGGGUGUGGAGCUGUAAUUUUGAAAACUUCCUCCAGCAAUCUUAAAAAAAAAACAAGAAUGCCAAAGCGGAUCGCUCCGGAGCAGACAUUAUUCUCUCCCUCCUUGGCGCUGCAGACCUGCUUGGGGUCAGCAGGCGGACCUGCCAUCCCUCUCUCAUCAUCCCAUCACCCCCGCACUGCACCCCCCAUCGGGGCUCGGCUGCUGCUCCCCCAUGCCCACGCUGUGUCCGGCUCGGCCAACGGGUCAGACCCUCAGAGACACAAGAGGGGCUUCCAGAGAUGGCUGCUUCUCCAUUUUUCUCCUACUAGAUAGUAGCUGGGAGAGAAGAUAACUGCAUUGACACUUCCUUUCUCUAAAAGAAAAAUAGUUUGAUAGUAUAUUUUGAAUAUAAAUGUUCUUAUAGUCAGAUUGGGAAUUGAAUUUGAAUGUUGAUUCAUAUGUUCGUGUUGUUUCUGUGGUAUUUUUAUCAUGACUUUUUCCUUUCUUGUUACAUUUUCCUUUAAAAAAAAAAUGGCCUUCAAAAAUGUGUGUUCUCAAUGUCGUAUGAACCUACUUAAUGUGAGUUCAGUUGUCUCUCUUCAAAGACCCUUCAACCCACAAAGAAGCAGGUUAAGUGUUGCUCUGAGAUUCAUUUUCCAGUGUGCUGUCUGACCUUUUAACCUUAUCAUAAUAUUUCUGUUAGCUAUCGCAUUUAAUAUAUCAAUGUGUGUGUGUAUACAUAUAAAGAAAUCUGUAAAGUAAAAUUUAUAUAUAGCAUAUGUAAUCAAAGAUACAUAUGUUAUAUACAUAUGUGGAUGUAUGACUUAUUUUUCCUUAUCCACAGAAUUCAGCUACCAUGUAUAUAUAAAUAAACUUAUUUUAUU
Molecule: messenger RNA, 4296 nt
Organism: Diceros bicornis minor
Lineage: Eukaryota; Metazoa; Chordata; Mammalia; Perissodactyla; Rhinocerotidae
Gene: TMEM108
Product: transmembrane protein 108
Exons: 6
Coding region: 792-2537 (581 amino acids)
Biological process (GO): dendrite extension; retrograde axonal transport; postsynaptic density organization
Cellular component (GO): early endosome; endosome membrane; postsynaptic density
Source: RefSeq, a predicted model, not a curated record